Molecule: messenger RNA, 1732 nt
Organism: Rhipicephalus sanguineus (brown dog tick)
Lineage: Eukaryota; Metazoa; Arthropoda; Arachnida; Ixodida; Ixodidae
Molecular function (GO): zinc ion binding; nucleic acid binding
Source: RefSeq, a predicted model, not a curated record
AUGCUAAGAGACGCUGCUGCGCCGUCGGGCGCGCCUGGGGACAGCAAGUGGAAAGGUGAACGAACCAUACGCCAAAUCGCUAAUGCAAGCCGGCUUCCUCGUCUACCGGCAGAAGAUUACAUGAUCGUGCGACCACGAGGAGGACUCAGCGUUUCGGAGCACAGGCAGGCACGCAUAUACUGCUGCCUGAGAAACGCCGCUGGCGUCGGUCGCGAAGCAGCAGAAGAAGACAGUAUAUGCAUAAACUACAAGCAGAAUAUUGUUGUCGUCAGCACGCCGUCCGAAGAGCGAGCCAGGCGGUACGGAGCCAUCACGAAGAUACGAGUGGCAGAGCAAGAACACGAAGCCAGCGCCUACAGAGCCCAAGAAGAAAGUUCCGAAGAUAUUAUAGACAACCUAGUGACAGCAAGAAACCCAAGCAUAUUACACGCGAAGAGGAUGGGCAACACAGACAAUGUAAUCGUACUCUUCGACGGACUUCACGUGCCGAGAUACGUGAAAUACGGAGCACUCAUCGUCCGGUGCUCGCUGUACAGAAAACACAUUGACAUUUGCUACGAAUGUGGGAGGCUGGGACACAGAGCGGACGUUUGCCCCAACCCAGACGAAAAAAUAUGCAGAGGAUGCGGUGUGGCGAAUCCGACGCAAGAACACCAGUGUGAAGCAAGAUGUCAGCUAUGCGGACAAGGUCACUUUACGGGAGACAGACGCUGCAAGGCAAAAUACAAGAUACCGUAUUUGGUCCGGCGAAGACGCUGGCAGCGACGAAGAAGAGAAGAAGCGGAGGCCGAAACACCAUACGGCAUCAACGACUACAAUAAACGAGCUGGCAAGGCAACGAGCGAGAACACCCAGGGAUCAGAAGGCCAGCGAACAGAAGGCUCACCCCCGGGACCAUACGAGGGGAACAGUCAGGAAAAGCCCCGUCGCAGGCCCAGGUCGAAGACCCGGUCCAGAACACGUUCGAGAACCCGUUCGAGAACCCGAUCAAGAUCCACGGCAACGUCAAGAUUGCAAUCCACCCAAGGAGAGGUACAACCCCAGGCACAGGUGAGCUUUGCAGACGCGGUCUCUGGCACUGCUGUUACACCUACACGCGCGGGGUCCGCCUUAGAACAGGAAAUAGCACAGAUCAGACAGUUGUUAGAGCAAAUAACGCGAGAAAACGCGACGCUAAGGGAAGAGGUAAAAAUGCUUAAAGUGGAAAACGCCAAGCUUAAGAAUCAGAAACACUCAGAGAUGACCCAUACCACGCCAACACCCAUCAGGGCGUCGACACCUCUUCGAGCUCCGGCGACGCCCGUUCCCGCGUCGAUGAGUGCAGAGACGCCACCGCAUAAGCGAAGGGCAAAGGAAAACGCCGAUGAGCAAACCGACUCUACACUCGGAGAAGUAAAAGGCAUGUUUCAGGAAAUGUCCGUAGGUUUACAGCAGCAAUUCAUGCAGAUGCGCGCGGACCUACAACAACAGAUAACGCAGAUGCGAGUAGAAAUGUCUCAGAGGUUCGACGCCCUCGAAGGUAGAGUAGCGCAGCUGGAAAACGUAUCGAAAGACGCACGACCUGCAGGAGCUAGGCCGGUCAAGAGCAAGCCGUACAGCAGACCACCUGCAGCUGAGAACAGCUGCAUAGAGAACUCGAGUAGCCAACAUGGCGCCGCUUAAUGAGUACACAAUUUGGCAGUGGAAUUGUCGUGGGUUUCGUCGUAAAAGGGGUAACCUGCAGCAAUUCGUA